Molecule: messenger RNA, 3976 nt
Organism: Triticum aestivum (bread wheat)
Lineage: Eukaryota; Viridiplantae; Streptophyta; Magnoliopsida; Poales; Poaceae
Exons: 6
Coding region: 185-3568 (1127 amino acids)
Biological process (GO): negative regulation of transcription elongation by RNA polymerase II
Molecular function (GO): histone reader activity
Source: RefSeq, a predicted model, not a curated record
GCAAAGCCCUAUAUACGGGCAGCGUUUCCCCUAUUAGCGCCGCUUCUGUUCCUUUCGGUUUCAGCCCUCCGCCGCCAGCGGCGCUCUCUCCUUCCCCAGCUGCUGAUGCUGCUUCGUCUGGCGGUGCUGGGUUUGCGAAGCUCUCCUAGUUCGGGAGGCGGAAGAUCCGAGGGAACGCCGCGAGAUGGAUGAUGUGUGUGACGAGUGCGGAGAUGUUGGCUAUAGUCAUCUUCUGCUGCGAUGCAUCAACUGCAACAAUGCUGCUAGGCAUAGAUAUUGUUUGGAUGUGAUAAACUUCGAUUCAGCAGUGGAGUGGUCAUGUAGUGAUUGUAUCCCAAGACACAUUGAAGCCAUUAAGUCGCAAGGAGACGCAAAUUGUCAAAGGCAACUAAGGAACACCCAGUUGGAUUGCUCUGUAGUCAAUGAACCAAAUGUGGAGCAAGAGAAGGUAACGAAGGCACGAGGACUUCGUAGAAAUAGACCAUGCCGAGAAAGAGAAGCUAGUAUUGAACAUGUCCCGGGUGGAGACACAUCGAAUCGGGGACGAUGUGUUGAAGAGACAUUAGAUUCUUGUGAAAUCUCUGUCCGGGAUAUACCCAACCUCAUUAAUUGUAAGAAGGAAGGGGAGGAUAUAAAUGGACACUUAAUUUGCACACCGGAGAGUUUAGAUGGUUCAAGUAAUUUGGCUUUGGAUCAUGCUUCAAGUAUUGAACCCAACAAUUUGCAAAAGGCAAUUGGUGGUUCUAAACUUGCUUCAGAUUCUAUGGACUGUCCUGAUCUCCCAAAUGCAAGGAGUGGCUGCUUUGCUUCAUUGAAGUAUGUUGAGGGUUUUGUUCCACCAGGAAGAAAGGGCGAUAUUUUUUCUCUAAUGAAUGAGGUCGAGGGAUCCCGUCCAGUGAUUGUGGAUAAGUCUUGUUCUACAUCGGCAAGUAUGGAGCAAGCAGAUGGUUUAUUGGUAAAGAUAGAGAAAUCUGAACCUUUGAAGUUGGUUAAAGGAUUGGAGGAGACUGUUGUAGCAUCAAAGUUUGCACCAAAUCAUUCAAAGCCGAUGCAAGGAUCAGAUCUGGAGACAGGGAGAGUGGAUGUCUUGAAUCCUCUAGAGCAGCGUUUGGACUCUUGGGCAAUGCCGCUGAUGCAAUCAGGUCCCUCAAAUGAACUAGAAGAUGCGGCUAUUCAGGAAAACGGUGCUGAAAGAACAAUGUGCUUGGUGGAGAUGGAAACCGUUGCCUCUGAAUUGGAGAACCACAAAGGAUCAAAUCCCAAAAUGGCAAAUGAAAGCUUGAGUUGUGGUGAAGGUAACUCAGAUGAAGCAAAUAGAAGAUCAGAUGAGCUUUUAUCAAGCACCAAAUACAAUAAGAUGCGAAGGCGAAUGUGUGUCGCUAGAAAGAUAGUUAACUCUUGCAAGGUAAAUGGAAUUACAGAUCCUGAGCCAGCACAUGGUAACCGAGAUGCAAUAAACCUCCAAUGUAAUGCAGGAAAGACAUCUUCUCUUGCCGUCAAAAAGGUGCCUCUUCAGCUGAUAUUGCAAGAGGAAGGCAUUAACAAUGAGUUAUUGCAAGAGGAAGGCAUUAGCAAUGAGUUAUUGCAAGAGGAAGGCAUUAGCAAUGAGUUAUUGCCUUCCAAGUUUGUUGGUCCAUGUGAGUCAACAAAAAUCAACCCUAGAAAGCGUAAGCAAUCAGAAAAUUACGCUCCUGAUGGAACAAAAUAUCAGAAAGCCUGUAUUAUAAGUGGGAAUGAAAAUGCCAAUGUUGCACGGUCAAAAAGUGGUAGACCAGCACGAACUUGCCAGAACACGCCCAGGAAAGACAAUGGUAGCAAUGAUAAAGUUAUUGGGCACUCAAAGAUGGGAAAAGAUAAGAAAAUUGUUAAGUCAUGGCUGGCUAACAAUGGUAUCCGAUAUUCACGGAAGAGAGGUAUGGUUACAGGUGUCUUGCAGCCCUACUCUCUUCGUAGACGUUCUGUGGACAGAUCAAGACCUUCACGGAAGAGAGGUAUGGUUACCAGUGUCUUGCAGCCCUACUCUCUGCGUAGACGUUCUGUGGACAGAUCAAGACCUUCACAGGAGAGCGGUGUUGUUACCAGUGUCUUGCAGCCCUACUCUCUGCGCAGACGUUCUGUGGACAGAUCAAGACCUUCACAGGAGAGCGGUGUUGUUACCAGUGUCUUGCAGCCCUACUCUCUGCGUAGGCGUUCUGUGGACAGAUCAAGACCUUCACAGGAGAGAGGUAUGGUUACCAGCGUCUUGCAGCCCUACUCUCUGCGCAGACGUUCUGUGGACAGACCAAGACCUUCAGAAAACAUGGAUCUGGCGCUGAUGGAAAGCAGCUGCGCAUUGAAUAAUCCAAGCAGCAGUUGUGCAGCGCAAGCAUCAGGUUUCUCUUCAAAAUCGAAAGAAUUACGCGAGCGCGAUGAGCCAAAGAAACGAAGAAAACUCAUUUUAACUUAUGACGAAGAGGAAGAUGCCGAGGCCUUACAGGCAGAAGAUCUGAAUUCCCGGUCUUGUGAUGAUGAUGAACAUGUGAUGAAGCAAAGAAAAUGCAUGGAAAAUGCUGCAGAGAACCAGAGAAGAUCUGUAGUAGAAGGUAAAGAAGCUUUGGGGUCGGGAAAUUUGAAUCAAUAUUCGAAGAAUCAUAAGCAGGUGAAGAAGCAGAGAAGCAUAGAGGCAGAGGAAGAUGAAAAUGCAUCUGUAAGAAAUCCGAAUGCUGGAUGUUCAAGGAUGCCAGUCAUUUCAGAAUGUAUUGGCGGGCAACCCCUUGAUAUACCUUAUUGGACUGGAAUCAUGAAGAUCAACAAUAACUAUAUUCCAUUGGCUGCACACCUGUCAACCAAAGCAGGCAAGAAGGUGCAGGAACUGUCAAGAUCACUGCCACCAAUAAUGAAAGUGGCCAAGCUUUCUACAUCAAAAUCAUGUCCGCACUUUGAGGCAUCGAUACCUACAGCUGACAGCAUUGGCUUGUAUUUCUUUUCGGGUGAUAUUAGGCCAAAUAAAGAGCUGGAUGAGCUGGUGAAGCAUCUCGCUGAUAGUGGAAGUGUUCUAGAAGCUGUUGUUGGUUUGAGGAAGCUGUUUCUCUUCCCUUCUGGUGUACUACCAGUGGAACAUCAGACGUUCCAAGGGAAACCCUAUCUAUGGGGAAUGUUCAAGCCCAGAAAAGAUAAGAUCAGAAGAUUACCUCCAGUGGAACAAGAUUGUACUGCACAUGUUUCAAAGGAAGAACAUGCCCAAGAACAGCAUGCCUUGGACCAGGAAGACAAGGCGCAAAGCGACACCCUGGACCCGGUCGUGCAUCCCGAGAAUCAACCCUUACUGGAUGCAAACCAACUAGGAAAGGAAGCGUUGUCUGGCAAUGUCCUGCCCCCUGUUGACGUGGGAGCUCUAGUUUCUGCAAAUAUCGGCCCAGCUGAUCAUGGACAGCCCUGCUCAAAUCCAGAAGCCCCGCCACUUAAACUCUGUGGUUUUGUUGUCUCACGGACACCAAGAUCUGCGCAACUCAUCCAGGAGAUGCAGAAGGAAGGUGCAUUACUGUUCGCUGUGCAGAAGGUGAUGACAGAACCUGGCUCAGUGAUAUAGGACCAGAACAUGCCCGUGGCAACCAUGCUGUGGUUUCAGAGGAGCAUACCUGGAGCUGUUUCCUCUUUAAGGAGCGGCGCGCAGCGGUGGUCACUCUAGGGGUAGAAACAGGCUAGCAGUAGACCUGAGAGUUCUUUAGCUUCAGUGUGGGCUCAUUGUGCCUUGCACCUUCUAUGUCCGUCUCCGUUUUUCUGCUAUAGCUAGCCCCUGUCAUGUUGAGGACUGAACUGUGGUGGUGUAGUGGUGUUCGCUCUCUGUAUGAUGUAUUAAGAGCCGACUUAGCUGAGCUUACUUUUCUGUUGUGCAAGUUGUACAAGUUUGAGCCAAUUUUGCUGAUUGUACUGUAAAAGCAUCUCCUCUGUACAAUAUGAUGCGCAAAUUAUCAUCAGUUCAUCGGUUCAUCUUUUA